CUGUUUACUUCUUCAAAAAACAUGUGGGCGUUCUUAGUUCUCGUGGGUGCUGCAGUUGCUUCUGCUCACCUGCAAGAUCAGACUUUUGAUGGCCACAAGGUGUUUCGAGUGACUCCACAGAACGAUGAGCAGGUGGAAAUCAUCCAUUCCCUUGCCAGCAAAAUGCAGGUCGACUUUUGGCAGCCAGACUUCGUCAAUCUGGUAAAGCCAAAAAUGCAAGUUGAUUUCCGAGUUGAAGCUGACAAGGCUUUGGAGGUUGAACAUCUCUUCAAAGAAAACGAAGUGGAUUAUAAAGUUCUGAUUGACAACCUGCAGACUGCAAUGCAUGCUCAGUUUGACAGCAAAGUUCGUAGCACUGGUCACAGUUAUGAAAAAUACAACACCUGGGAUCAGAUAGCUGCUUGGACUGCUGACAUUGCUGCUCAGAACCCAAGCCUGGUCUCUCGCAGUGUAAUUGGGGAAACAUAUGAAGCACGGCCGCUGUACCUUCUCAAAUUGGGAAAAAGCGGUACGAAUAAGAAGGCCAUCUUCAUGGACUGUGGUUUCCACGCAAGAGAGUGGAUCUCCCCUGCUUUCUGCCAGUGGUUUGUAAAAGAAGCUGUGGAGACCUACGGAACAGAUAGUACCAUGACCCAACUUCUCAACAGCUUGGACUUCUAUGUUUUGCCAGUUGUUAAUAUCGAUGGUUACGUUUACACUUGGACAACUAACCGUAUGUGGAGAAAGACACGCUCUAAAAACACUGGCAGCUCUUGCAUUGGUACUGAUCCCAACAGGAACUUCAAUGCUGGCUGGUGCAAACUGGGGGCCUCAAGUAGCCCAUGUGAUUCUACUUACUGCGGCUCCUCACCUGAGUCUGAAAAGGAGACAAAGGCUUUGGCUGAUUUUAUUCGUGAAAAUCUUUCUACAAUCAAGGCAUACCUGACUAUUCACUCCUAUUCCCAGCUGCUACUGUUUCCCUAUUCAUACACUUAUUCACAUCCAAAGGAUUACAAGGAACUGAACACCAUUGCUAGUGCUGCAACCAAAAAACUGACCAGUCUGUACAACACCAAAUACGUAUAUGGCCCAGGAGCUACAACAAUCUACCCUGCUGCAGGAGGCUCUGAUGACUGGGCUUACGAUCAAGGCAUCAAGUACUCUUUCACUUUUGAGCUCCGUGACACCGGUAAUUAUGGGUUUCUUCUGCCUGAGUCUCAGAUAAAGCCAACCUGUGAGGAGACUCUGCUUGCUGUUAAAUACAUUGCCAGUUAUGUCCUUGAUAACUUGUAUUAAAGGAAAUUCUAGAAACGAUUAAAGUUACUCAAAAGCC
Molecule: messenger RNA, 1312 nt
Organism: Tympanuchus pallidicinctus (lesser prairie-chicken)
Lineage: Eukaryota; Metazoa; Chordata; Aves; Galliformes; Phasianidae
Gene: CPB1
Product: carboxypeptidase B1
Exons: 11
Coding region: 22-1275 (417 amino acids)
Biological process (GO): proteolysis
Molecular function (GO): metallocarboxypeptidase activity; zinc ion binding
Source: RefSeq, a predicted model, not a curated record